UCUACCCCUCAGCGUCUCUGAGGCUGCUUUGCAAUUCAUAGAAUUGGUAAUUUGCUAUUGGGACAAAACGUGAAGGGAAAAAUAAUCAGAUCAACCGGGAGAGGUAGUGAGGAAGGAGCCAGGAGGAAGAAACACAAGGUUUCUCUCUGCAAGUUGCUGCUCAGUAAAAUGCUUCGAGAGGUAAAUGAUAAUAAAAAAAUUGAGCCUAUUUUAUGUAUAUGUCUAAAACAGCAGCAGCUUGGCAGUCGAUGUCUUGUAAAAUUGAAUAGACUUUCAUGAUAAAUGAUAAUGAUCAGAUAUGGCACUUAACCUUUCGGGAUUAUAAAAUAAGAUACUGAACGGUAUGAAUGAACUAUCUACUAUUUGUCACCUGCACUAUCUGUGCGCGCGCGUGCGCGUAGGGUAACGUACAACUUGGCCUAUCGUCGACUAAGUGGGUUGUGAUGAUGAGAUCAUCGACAACAUUGGAAAUGACCGAGACAGUAGGCUACAAAUAAAUGACAUCCGCGGAGGCUUUGAAAUGGAGCGAAUGCUCCCAAAUGUGUCACGCGUUCACGGACACGUCACGUGGCGCUUAUUUACACGCCUCUGGUUGUGUGGGCGGCUGCGGAGCCUUAUAAUCUAUUUAAAAUGAGGAGCGCUAUAAUCAUCAGUGACCUAUUAUAAAGGUGCACGGGUGCGUGUUUUGUAAGUGCAUGUGUGUAUGUUUUUGGGGGGGAGGUAGAGACAACCCCUUCAAAAAGAUCUCCGUACUCCCCCACGUGGUUAUUUGCAAAACAACCCAUCUGAACUCAGGGAAACCUAAUCAAACCCCGCUGCUGCACCGUGCACCUUCUUUGGAGAGAGUUGGAGGGAGAGAGCGAAAGAGAGAGAGAGCGCGCGCGCGCGAGAGAGAGAGAGACAUGUACCAGAUAGACGGGAGGCUAUCUGUGCGCAGGUCUACGAAAUGAGACGAGUGCUGUUAAAAACUCAAAGAGACAUUUAAUAAAUAGAACAUAUGUUUUUCUAUAACAUGUGUAAGACCGGAGCUCUACCCAUCCUGCGCUGUAGCAUGCUCUGAAACCUCGCGCCUAUUCAAUAUGUCCCCAGUGGGCUCGGAGCGGAGAGGAGCCAAUACAAGCGGGAUGGAGGCGUGUCUUCGCUCUUCCACAAGACCUCCCAGAGCAGGUUGUUGCGUUUUGGCUCUAAAGCCUGGAGACCUCCGAAGUGCUCGUCAGUUUUCGAAGUAGGAGCCAUGGCGACAACAGCUCAGUAUAUUCCGAGGAAUAACUCCUUGCCGUCUAACCCGCUCAUGCAUCCGGAUUCGGAUAGGAUGCACCAGGGGACGACCUACAGAGAGGUGCAGAAAAUGAUGCACCACGAGUACUUGCAAGGGCUGGCGGCGACCAACACGGGACACCCGAUGAGCCUGACGCACCACCAGUGGCUGCCCACCUCCAACACCGACUGGUCCACCGGCACCCACAUCGGCCAGCAGGAGCACAAAGCUACGGUGCAGGCGACCCGGGAGGACCUGAGCAGCGGCUUCCACCACAGAUCUCACCUGGUGCACCAGCAGACGCAGAGCAGCCACCAUGGUUCGUGGGCGCCCGCCACUACGCACCACUUGUCCCCGCUGUCCCCUGCAUCCAACGCGGGCCACCAGCCGCUGGUCUACUCGCAGCCCGGAUACACAAACCUCAACGCGAUGCUGAGUCCCCAGCCCGGCUCCCUGCACCACGGCAUGCGCGACCCGCUCCACGACGAUUCGGGCAGCCACGACAACCAGAUGGAGUCGCCCCAGCAGGCGUUCAGCCACCACCAGGACCACUCGGACGAGGACGCGCCCAGCUCCGACGACCUGGAGCAGUUCGCCAAGCAGUUCAAGCAGCGGCGGAUCAAACUGGGCUUUACGCAGGCGGACGUGGGCUUGGCCUUAGGCACCCUGUAUGGAAACGUCUUUUCUCAGACGACAAUCUGCAGGUUUGAGGCGCUGCAGCUCAGCUUCAAGAACAUGUGCAAACUUAAGCCGCUCCUAAACAAGUGGCUGGAGGAGACAGACUCAAACACGGGCAGUCCCACCAAUUUGGACAAGAUUGCUGCGCAGGGCAGGAAACGAAAGAAGAGGACCUCCAUUGAAGUUGGGGUGAAAGGGGCGCUGGAGAAUCAUUUCUUAAAAUGCCCAAAGCCGUCUGCUCACGAAAUCACCAGUUUAGCCAACACGCUGCAGUUGGAAAAAGAGGUUGUGCGCGUUUGGUUUUGCAACAGAAGACAGAAAGAGAAAAGAAUGACACCAAUUGGGCUCCCUCACCCGAAUAUGGAGGACGUAUAUUCCCAAGCGGAGACCCCUCCUCUACACCGCACACUACAGAGUCCUGUACAGUGACUGUUUUCAUGAACUAUUCGCGCAGGGAUAGAAAAGGGAAAGGGACUAUGGAGUUUACAGUAUUUAAGUUUGGCUUUUGUUUUGUUUUUUUGCUGAGAGAAAAGAGACGUGGAAAAGUUGAACAGUUGUGUCCUUAUAGUAUUCGUCAACACAUAUAUGGCAAAGAGAGCAAAUGUUAAGAGGAAGAGAGAAAAAGAAGAAAAAAACAGAAAAGACACACACACAUAAUAUUCGCUACUUCUGAUUCCGUGCGCAUUUAAAAAGUGAAACACAGAUCUUUAUUUACCAAAAUGAUAUGGAGGAGAAGGCAUAUAAAGUCAAUUUGAUAUCCCAUGGCUGUUUCAAAAUGGGGAGUAAUUAAAUGUGGCAACCGGGGCCAUCACCUCCUGGUGUACCACGAACUGUUGGCGCUCACCAGAACGAGGUGGCUGCCUGGAGACGACCAACAUGGAGAGAUCUACACUGAAUGAACAUUUUGCUUUUUCAGCCUUGAACUGAUUAACCAGAUUUAUCUGAAUAUUGGUGUAUACUUUCUUUGUUCUAAGUGCGAUGUUUUGGUUUGGAAAUACUUUAACUUCAGUGUCUCUCUUUGAUUUCUUUCAUUAUUUGCUGUAUAGGCACUGUGACUCAUCAGAGAAAGUCUCUUUUUGUGUUGUUGUCCUGUCUACUCAGUGGGAGUUGAGGGUGGUGAAGUGAUGGAAAUUAUGGCACCCGAAACACUCAUAAUUAGGGCCAAACACAUUUCAUAAAAAUGCCCAAUGCAACAGGACGUUUAAGUUCUGACUGCAUGCCUUCAAAUACUAGUUCACGCUUUGAAGCUGACCACGUCGACAUUUGCAAACAGCACCAGACGCUAAAAAGGGAAUUCUUUG
This is a messenger RNA of Pseudoliparis swirei, 3237 nucleotides long. It is a transcript of the gene pou3f1, whose product is annotated as POU class 3 homeobox 1. The transcript has a single exon. Gene Ontology annotation, cellular component: nucleus. Lineage: Eukaryota; Metazoa; Chordata; Actinopteri; Perciformes; Liparidae. The record is from RefSeq and is a predicted model, not a curated record. Bases 1235 to 2365 code for a protein of 376 amino acids. Gene Ontology annotation, biological process: brain development; regulation of transcription by RNA polymerase II. Gene Ontology annotation, molecular function: DNA-binding transcription factor activity, RNA polymerase II-specific; RNA polymerase II cis-regulatory region sequence-specific DNA binding.